Molecule: messenger RNA, 5705 nt
Organism: Bombyx mori (domestic silkworm)
Lineage: Eukaryota; Metazoa; Arthropoda; Insecta; Lepidoptera; Bombycidae
Gene: Ror
Product: tyrosine-protein kinase transmembrane receptor Ror
Exons: 4
Coding region: 178-3090 (970 amino acids)
Biological process (GO): multicellular organism development; protein phosphorylation; positive regulation of kinase activity
Cellular component (GO): plasma membrane; signaling receptor complex
Molecular function (GO): Wnt-protein binding; transmembrane receptor protein tyrosine kinase activity; ATP binding
Source: RefSeq, a predicted model, not a curated record
AAUUAUGUAUUAUCUAUGGUCAAAACGCUCGAUCGAAUGUUAGGAUUAUUGUGAGAAAUUUCAUAAAAGUUAAUAACACAAAAUAUAACUCUUUAUUUUAAUAAAAGAAAAUGUGAACAAAAGUUCAAUUGUUGCUAUGUUUUGUUAACAAAAUCAGUGUUAUGGAAAACCAUAACCAUGAAAUGUAUUACAGUGUUAGUUAUGUGCCUGUGUUUACAUGACAUUCAUUCAUCAAGUGAAGAGAAAACAGAAUCUAUCUCUCCUCUAAGACUUAAUAGUACAUCAGAAUGGAACAUCAAACUGGAUAUAUUCUUUUCUAAAUCUUUACCUCAGCAUGUAACGAGAUCUCCUGGUAGUGAUGUUCGUUUUAAAUGUGAAGCUUACAUAAACUUUACGAAAGUUGAAAAGUACACUAAAAAUGAACAAGGUAUAGAAACUUUACAUGCUGAGCUACCCCCGCAGCAUAUACAGCAAAGACUGUUGAACAAUGUAAAAGUAUAUUGGCUCAAAAACAAUAAAAGUAUUGAAAUUUCAAACAAAGUUAAUGUUACAACUAAAAUCAAUAAUAUAACGAUUUCCACAAAUUUAAAGAUCAGAAACAUAAGUAAUGGUGAUGCAGGUAACUACACAUGUGUUUACAAACAAAUGUAUGAAAAAAAGCAAACUUCCUUACUCAAAGUUGAAGAUAGUGUUGACAUACCUACCCAUGCACCAUAUUUCCCAAAUUCAAAUUUUGUAAAUGAAUUAAGAAUUACAACCCCGGAUGUGGUGUCAGAAAAUAUUAAAACUAUGAAUAUAAACGUUACUGAUUCUCCUAAUAUACCUCUUCAAAAACUUGAACCAAUUUGUCAAGAAUAUGUUGGGAAAGUUUGUGCAUUUCACUUAAGAGGCCAAUCUGUUUAUAUCCCAUAUGAUACCACACAGAUUGAAUUGGAAGAGAAGUUAAGAAAAGCAAUACAAGUUACAAGAUUUUCUAAUGAAAUAAGUUCACACUGUGAAAGAUAUGCAUUACCUAGUUUGUGCUACUCCACUUUUCCCAUAUGUAGAAAUCCUGUAGCUACAAAUGCUAAUUUCUUUAAAGAUGCAAGACAGGUAUUUCUCAUAUCAAAUAGAACCAACACUGCAGAUUUUCCUGAAGUUGUAUUUGAAAAUAUGCCUAAUGGAAAUGUACCUAAUACUUUUUACUUGAAACCAAACAAUAUAUCAAAUGAAAUGUUUAACUAUCGUCAUAAUACAACAAUACUGAGGAGAGUAUGUAAGAAAGAGUGUGAAAUUUUAGAAACAGAAUUAUGUCAGAAAGAAUAUGCCAUAGCGAAAAGGCAUCCCCAUAUUGGUCAGCAAUUAACUUUAGAAGAAUGUCAAGAUUUACCUGAAAAUGAUCCAGACUGUCUUAAAAUUGAAAUUGGAGCUUUAAUGAUUUCAGAUGAUGAGUGUUAUUGGGAAAACGGCAGUAGUUAUUUGGGCAAAGUUAAUGUUGCCAGUAAUGGGUUGGCUUGUAUUGAAUGGUCAAAGCAAAUGUAUGUUACAUUAUCAAAUUACCCUGUACUUGCUGGUAGACACAGCUACUGCCGUAACCCAGGAGGAGUCAAUGAACAGCCUUGGUGUGUGGUAGAUAAAGAUGGUAAACUAUAUAAACAAUUUUGUAACAUUCCCAAAUGUGCUCACAAACUUUGGAUAUACAUAGUUGUUAUCUUGGCAGUAUCGUUCAUAGUUAUUGUGGGAUUUGUUGUUUGUCUCAUUUGCAGACAUAAAAAAAAGAGUAAUGCUGCUGCAAUUAGAGACAUUAACUUACCUAAUGCUGAUAAGAAUAUCUAUGGAAAUUCUAGAUUGAAUUCUCCAAUAGAAAUGACAGACUUACUGCCAAACCAUAGUAAUCAGCCCCAUUUGACCAGGAGUACUCGUGGAAAUGGUGUACUCAGAAUACCUCAAUAUUCACUGUCGCAGAUCAAAUUCCUGGAAGAGUUAGGGGAGGGAGCUUUUGGAAAAGUUUACAAAGGAGCACUGAAAAAGAGUGGAGAUACACAGUUUAUAGCAGUCAAAGCACUCAAAGAAAAUGCUUCAGCUAAGACCAAGGCUGAUUUCAGAAGAGAAAUUGAUUUGAUUUCUGAACUUAACCAUGACAAUAUUGUGUGUAUUGUUGGUGUUGCUUUAAGUGAAGAACCACUUUGCAUGUUAUUUGAGUUCAUGGCUCGAGGAGACUUGCAUGAAUUUUUAAUGGGAAGAGCACCUCCAUCAGGAAAGGGUUUACCUCCCAUGAGACUGCUGAACAUUGCACAUAAUAUUGCAUCAGGCAUGCAGUAUUUGGCCUCACACCAUUAUGUACAUAGAGAUUUAGCUGCAAGAAAUUGUUUGGUUUCCGAUGAUUUUGUUGUGAAGAUAUCUGAUUUUGGCCUCUCUAGAGAUAUAUAUAGUUCAGAUUAUUACAGAGUACAAUCAAAAAGUUUAUUGCCCGUUAGAUGGAUGCCACCAGAAUCUAUACUUUAUGGAAAAUUCACUACUGAAAGUGAUAUAUGGUCAUAUGGGGUUGUCCUGUGGGAAAUUUACAGUUAUGGCCUCCAGCCUUAUUAUGGUUAUAGUAAUCAAGAAGUCAUAUCGAUGGUGCGGAGUGGUGAGUUUUUAGCAGCACCAUCAGCAUGUCCAUUGCCCAUGUAUGAACUCAUGAGGGACUGUUGGAAACACACACCACAUCGAAGGCCAUCAUUUGAAGAUAUAGUUAACAGAAUUCAAGAGUGGAUCCAGAUGGGGGGAUGUUCAGAUGUUGGACCAUCAGAAUCUAGCAGCAAUAUAAGCGCGUACAGAACGACUAGUACUAGCAGGGAUCUUCAGGAAAGAGUUCCACUGUUGCCCCCUCAUUGCUCUUCAUCUAAUGGCUCUCUUGCCACCGGGAGCUUAAAGAAAUUUAGUGUAGCUGGUUCAAGUUCGAAGGUAACUGAUGAUAAUUGCUCUACAUGUAGUGAAGUACCCCCAUUAGCUCCAAAAUCUAAAAAACACAGUGCAGCAUCGCUGAUAGACUCAGACAAAAUAGGCAACAUGAGUACAAGGGAGACAAUCAUUAGAAUACCUAAUGCACAGCACGGUAAUGAAAUUUAGAUAUUAAUUGCCUCAUGUUAAGGAUGUUUUUAAGCAAAUAAUUUGCUAGUUGCAUUCAAAACAAAAUGAUCAAAAUAUCUUAGGUAUUAAAGGUAUCAGGCCAAUUAUUAUUUUGUAAUCACAAGCAAUUUAUUGUUUAAGAACCAUAGUAUUAUUGCAGUAUGAACUAAUUUAUAAGACAAGCAUAUUUAUUUGAUAGAAUGGUAUGAAAAAUCAUUAAUUUGUUUAAUACAAGUGCUUGUGAAAGGGGAUUGCCCACUCUCCAUAGUGUGCUAGGCCCAAGAUGGACAUCAAAUAUUACUAUAAAAAUGUACUGAUUCAAAUUCUUAAAUGUAUUGGAUAUCUAAAAAAUAUAUUGAAAUUGACGCCACUAUUAUAAAAAAUAUAAUUAAAAUAAAAACUCGUUUUGAGGUUAAUUUUCUAUAUAAAUAAGUGUCGGAUUGUGAGAUACUUCAAGAACUUUUCUUUUCUUAAUGUUUAAGAUGUUCCUAAUUUAUUUUUAUCCAAUAGGGUAUAAAAACACACUUAAUUCUUUAAAUAUCUAUAUUUUCUUCAUCUUCAUACACAAUUAGUAUCAUCUAAAAAUAGCAAAGGAGAGCAUAUACACGGUUUUAAAUCUCGGUCAGGGUAAAACCACAAUUCACACAAUGUUUUUUAGUCGUAGUAUGAAACGUUAUUGAUAAAAGUAAAAUAAAUCGAAGAAAAAUCAAAACACAUCCAUUUUGUACGCAAGCACAACACCACAAGCAGCAAGCGAAGUGUCAGUCAGUCAGAUUAAAUUCAGUGUUGUCAGUAUAAAGAAAAAUAAUUACAUGAAAUUCAUAUAUCGAUUAUUUUUUUAAAUAACCGAUAAUUGAUUUAUAUCUUAAUCUUUUUUUUACGAGUACACAUUAUUUUUUAUGUUUUUGUUUUAGUUGUACAUAUUUAAAUAACAAUACUAGUAAAGUUUUUUUUAUUGCUUAGAUGGGUGGGCGAGCUCACAGCCACCCUGGUGUUGCUAAGUGGUUACUCGAGCCCACAUAUAUCUACAACGUAAAUGCGCCACCCACCUUGAGAUAUAAGUUCUAAGGUCUCAAGUAUAGUUACAAGUUAAAGUCCAAUGGGUAUGUCUUCGAUGUUAUUUUAUGUGCAUAAAAUCCAUUAAAAUCGUUUGAUUAAUGAUAAUACUUAAAAUGAUUUAUUUAUAUGUUUUAUGUAUAUACUCAAAAUAUUUACUUCAUACGUAAAAGGAUUUGAAGCUGGCAAUAUUUUUCCCCGCAAAAAUAAAAAUCCUUGUUUUUUCAAUAGAGUUACUUUUUUUAAACUACUUAUUGUAAACUAUAGUGGCGCUUAUUUGCAAGAAAGUAAAUGCAUAUUUAUUUAUGACAAAAUUAAUGCACUAAGUAUUUUUUCUAUAAUCUAUUGUCCGCUUUGGGCCGAAAAUGGGCCAUCCCCUUUUGGUUGUCUAUGUAUGUAAGUAAUUGAGUGAUUUAAUUUAUUCUGUAGUAAUAUAAAAUUAAGUAUUGUAUUUACUAAGACUGGAACUUUUAAGAUAUUAUUGAAGUAUAAGUACUUAAAACUGGUAGUUAAGUACCUUUUUACAUUCAAAUCAGGUAUCACUGCCAAAAUAAAGUAAUAUUUGACAGGUUAAAUAUUACUGGCCUAUGACGUCAAUAGACAUCGGUCCUCUCUUUCCGUCAAAGUAAGGAUCGUGUGCUUCUUGGGCGUUGAGAUUACAUUGUGUAUUAAGACAUUUUUUUGGCAUGUCUUAAGAAUAACAUUAGCAAGUACAUUAUGAAAUCAAGAAAAUGAUAAGUUUGAUCAAGAUUUGAUUAUGAAUUUCGUUAAUGAAUAUUUUCUUCGCUUGAGUGGCCGGCCGUACGGCCUACUCGGAAAGCGCAAAAAUAGGUUUUCUCAUUUAUGUAUUCAUAUAUUAUCUAUCUCCAUGGUUAAUCAGACUUUUAGAUACUACGUGAUUUGUUGGGUUUUCUUACAUUCAUUAAUACACGAUACAAAAGCACUUGUACUUAAUAAUUACAUUAUUUGCUCAACAAUGUUUAUUAUUCACUUGUUAAGUUUUCAGUUGUUAACCAAUAGCCAAUGAACACACUUAUUUCUAAUAUAUCAUGUAGUGAAAUGAUAUUUGUUUUGUUGCUUUAUUGAUUAAUUCCUUGAUUUUAUUUUUAUUUAUACUCUGAAUUGUAAAAGUCAACAUUUUUGACACCGAGACUGAAUAUUUUAAAAACACUCCCUAGCUAUUAAUUUGGUUUUUCUCCUUUAAUCAACGAAUUCUUAAAAACAAUGACUUUUUAUUAAGGCAUACCAUACAACUUCCAUACAGAAAUACAUUAUGUUCAUAGAAAUUUAAGAUAUUGCUGUCCAUUUGCUUGCCUGUAAUUAAGUGCUUAGUGGGAUAAGUUUAGUAUUUAAUUUAAUCAUAUGUUUUCAAUAAUCAUACUUCGUAUUUUUGUUAAAAUUGUUACAUAUCUUUAUUAAUUUAGUAUACAAUUAUUAUGUUUCAUAGUACGUUUUGUACUUUGCCAAAGACUUUUCUUUUUGUAUGUGAUAUAUACAUUUUUUACCUUAUACAUUAUGUACUGCUGUAAAUGUAAUAAAUAAUUUUGUCAAAAAAAGAA